Messenger RNA from Gigantopelta aegis, 8727 nucleotides. RefSeq names its product atrophin-1-like. Bases 1 to 2028 code for a protein of 675 amino acids. NCBI's taxonomy places the organism in Eukaryota, Metazoa, Mollusca, Gastropoda, Neomphalida, Peltospiridae. The record is from RefSeq and is a predicted model, not a curated record. The transcript is spliced from 6 exons.
AUGGAAUGGGAGUCACAGAGACCGAGCGCUCCAUCCACCCCGACGAGUGUCACCAGCAUGUCGAGUCACUCUACAGGUACAGGGGGGAGUGCUGGGGGGCGACAACAGGCGCAGCAGUACAAGCCGUUGAACCACAGUGCAUCAGUGGCUGCACUUUCAAAGCUUACAAACGAAGACCUGCGCAGGAAAGGCACAGACGAUUUGAUUCAGAUUCUACGCCGGAUUGAGCACGACUAUAAAAUUACAUUUGGUGAACAUACCACCAUAAUGAAGGAUGUUAAUCGAAGGAUGCAGUUGGGGUUGUUAGAGAUAAGGGGAGUGAAGGAAGUAAAUCAGAAGAUUCAAGACGAUAACCAAGAAUUGAGGGAUCUUUGUUGUUUCCUUGACGAUGAUCGACAGAGAGGUCGGAAAUUGGCGCGUGAGUGGCAGAGAUUUGGUCGGUACACUGCUAGUGUCAUGCGAAGUGAAGUUGCAGCAUACCAGGAAAAACUGAGGGAACUGGAGAAGAAACAAGAAGAGUUGAUAGCAGAAAAUACCGAACUGAAGGAACUGUGUCUCUAUCUGGAUCAGGAACGAAUGGAGUUUUCCCAGGACCGAGAUGACGGGGACGGCAGUAGUAAUGGUACGGUAACGGGCCAUGAGGAUGGUCAUCACACUGGCCAUGACCCUAAUGCACCUCAGCAUCACCACAGAAGUCACACCAGUGUUCCCGAUCAUACAGCAUCUUAUAUUCGGCAGUUGGAGGAGAAGGUUAGGCAGUUGGAAGGUGGAAAGAGACAGCUUGCCCAGAGAGUGGACAGAAAUUCGGCUGAAGGUUACAGAUCCACUGACUUACAACCACAGAUUCUGCAGGCUUCGUCAGCUGGUGUGAGCAGGCGGUCCCGCCCAAUGGGUCACUCUCAGGGUGUUAGUGCCAUUACGUCGGCCUCUGGAGCUGCCAAGCCAGAGGCUGUUGUGCAUGCUAUGAAGGUGUUACAAGUCCAUGAGCAGCUGGAGCGAGGUCAGCAGAAUCUGAGUGACGAGAACCUGGACGACAAGGAGAAAGCCAUCGUCAGAGAAAUGUGCAAUGUUGUGUGGAGAAAGCUUGGUGAUGUGUCUCAAGACCGCAACAACAAUCAAAGAUCAAAAUAUGCAGGAGCAGUCCCGACUUCAUCAAGACCAAUCUACCCACCCCCUCCAGCUCCAGACGAUCUACCAUCCCCACCUCCUCCACUACCAACUGACAACAGCCCCCCACCACCGCCGGCUCCAGGUUACCAGCAGUCAGCAGCUAGUGAUCUGCUUCCUCCACCUCCACCACCAGUACCUGGGUACCAGCGACAAGGAACUGCAGACAUCCCCUCAUCACUGACAUCGCUGUACCACCCACCCCAGUCGAGUAGCACCUACUCCCACUACCAGUCUGCGACAUCCCACCACCUGUCAGCACCCACCAGCCACCCAUUGCCAGGGUCGUACUCAUCGGCUGGAGGAGGACACCAUCUGACUACUUCUUCAUCUCAUAUCUCUGGAUCUGCCUCUUCGUUGCCAACAUCUCACGCGUUGUCGAACGGCUACCAUUCAGCCUCGAACUUGCCAUCCCAUUUCUCAUCCAGCACCAGUGCCACUUACACCGCACCUUCUGGUCAUUACUCGACGUCAAAUCUGCCAUCACACUUUGCAUCAUCUACUGCGGGCUCCCAUCUGACAUCAUCAUCUCACAGUGCAGCAUCCACUCACUACACACCUACCAGUAUUCCCUCGCCUCACCUCUCCAUGGCUACAGGUCAUCACAUGUCUCAUCUCAUAGGAGCUCAUCUGCCGACAGGGCAUCAGGUGAUGGCGCCGACCGCAAGUUACCACAUACCACAGUCGGUUCCACCUCCGGCUCCAAGGAAUCAUCACUUAUCCAGCACCCAGCAGAUCUCCACCACUCCCACCCCACCCCCACCACCUGCUCCCAAUGACAACCCUCCCCCACCAGCACCGAGACAGCCCUUUUAUCAUCAGGAGUGGAGGCAGAACUUCAUGGAUGGGUCUGGACAUUAAGUCAGAAGUUCAGGAUUACUGGCCAUCUAACAAGUGUCGAUUAUUAAUGAGUUUAACAUUGUAGUCUGUUAGUAUCUGUGAAAAUGUAGAGGGAAAAGAUAUUUUGUGAAAGAUCUAUACUUCAUAAUUAUUUUAUAGUAAUAUGAAAAAUCCCCAGAAAUUUUAAGAACAUCUUUUCUUGAGAUUUUUGCUUUUGUAUAUCUUUGUUUUGUGUCAUUUAUUAAUUUUUUAUUCUCUUGGAAGUAGAAUCAUCAAAGUAUUUUAUCACUAUAUUUCAAUAAGGAUUAGAACUCUCAGGAAGUUUCUUAGCUUUGCCAAUGGAAUAACAAAGAUAUACAACAUAUGAAAACCAACAUUGGUUGUUUAAUAUGAAUGUUUAACAAUUCUUCAGCACACAAAAAUACGGCUAUUGUGUGUCAAACUAAGGCAAAUGAAAUGAUAAUUUGUUCAAUAUGAAACCAGAUAAACAACAUAAUAUACAAAAUAUGUUGGCUUUUGAUAUUUGUACAAUCCAUCCCAGCUUUUCUGUAAUUUCAUUAUUGACUGGGUUUAUAUAAAGUUUGACAAACAGUUUGUAAAACUUUGCCUAUACACUUUUAUUCACAGAUAUUUACAGACCACAAACUAGUUUAAUGUUAGAUGAUGAAUAUGUCCCAAUGUUUACUUGUACACAUGUUGGUUGUGGUAUCAUCAUUCAUGUAUUUAUAUCUGUCUCAUUGAAAUUUCAUCUUGAUCAUUUUACUCACCUGUUAUUUCAAUAAUUUAUAAUUCUUUGACAGUAUCGUUUUGUCUAGAUAGUUUAGUUUUUUAUGUCAGACUUCUUAUGUGUUAAAUUAAAAUUAAUUUUGUAUGAAUUAUGUGUGUAUGAAAUGUUUGAAAUGUGCAGUAUAUUUCCAUCAAUAUAGUUUUACCAGAUACAUGGACUAUUUUAUGUAAUUCUGGAUACAGUGUUUUUGACUAAUUUUCAUAAGUACUAGUUUGAUUUAAAACUGCAGUCUGAAGAACAUUUUGAGUCAAUUUUUGUUUUGUUACCAUGACAAACCUUUCUUUGAUUUCCUAACAUCUUGUUUACAGUCUAGGUCCCAUUCAGAGGUAGUUUUAGUGAAAUUGACAUCUUUUUGUGGGAUGCCACUUCAGAAUUCUUUGGGAAAUAAUACUCCAUUGAUAUAUACACACACAUUGGUUACAAGUAAUUUUUUAAGAAUUAUUAAAAUGACAAUAAGAUGUGUAUUGCAUAUAGGGAGUUAUGGCCUAAGUUUAAUAUAAUAAUAGGUCUGUUUACAUUAUACAUUAAUAAAAUAUUGUAUAGGAUGGAUAGGUGAGAUUGCAGGUUUAAUACACCAUACAUCAUAACAUUGUGCAGAACUAGUCUUUAACAUUACAUUCAGAGAUGUACAGUGGACAGCAUGGUUUUUAUUGUUGCUUUUUGGAGUUGUUUUUUGGGAGGGUUACAUAAUUACUAACAAAAAUACAUUACAGUGUUGUUACUGCUACUGCCUGAACUCAUUGACAACAUGGGUAUUAUAAACUUAUUGACAACAUGGGUAUUAUAAAUUUAUUGACAACAUGGGUAUUAUAAUUGUUAUUUUUAAAAAUAUAGGAAGUCUGUUAUUAAUGUAAUUUUGGAAAAAUUUACCUACUUGCUAAUUUUGGACCAUCACCCCAAAACAUUAAUAAAAAGAACAAAUUGUUUACACUGCAUUUAUAUUUUAAAAAACGGGCGACCUAAAAUAAGUCUGUUUAAUUCCUUUGCCCACUGUUGUAUGAAAGUUGUUUGUUUUUUCUUUGAGAAUUAGGGUUAUUUUUGUGUGAUUUCAUUAUGUUCUAUUAAUAUGACCAGGCGUUUAAUAACAUUAUUACCUAGUGCUGCUCAGAUGCUGUUAUUAAUAAUGUGAUGUUGAUUAUCAAGUGUUGAAUUUAUACGAGGCUGCCUGUUUGUUUUGUUACUUAUUGAUUAGGAUAAUUCUAUAAAAAAAAAUAGAGUUGUUGUUAAUAGGUAUAACGUGCACACUUAAUUAUGUCUCACAAAUAAUUAAUGUAAUGAGAUGUCAUCUAUCAUGAUUACUGUGAUUUGUGAUUGUCAUGUGUUUACUAAUUCUUUCUUUUUAUCACUUGUUAACAAACAAGAAUAGAUACAGAACAAACUAUUGAUGUAUUGUUAGAUUACUUUUAUGAUUUCAAGAACAAAUCCUUUUUGCUUAAGGUUCCAAUAAAAUAAUGUGUCAGUUGACUCAAUUUUCAAAUAAACACUAUGUAUUGUUUUGGAGGAAAUACAAAAUCCACUGUUGGUUGUUCAGUCAUGUGCAAAGAUCUGUUUGACUAGUCUUGGUGAAAUAUGAUAUAUUUUCAUUUAAAAAAAAGUGUGUAAUUGAGAUAGAUGAUCAUGUAUAAUUUUAUAAUCAUAAGAUUUUUUUAAAUAUAAAUUGUUGUAUUUCGAUGCCUGCACUUGUAUGAUCAAGCAAUGGCAGAUAUUUGCUAUUAUUACCCAUAUGGUUAAACAUAUCUUGGUACAUAUCAAAGUGCUGAUGUCAUCGAUUGGCACACUACAACUUUACAGGAACGUCAACCAAACGAGUUGAGAGAUAUAAAUUUAGAUCAAUUAUGGAUAAUAAAUGGGAUAUUAAACUCUGUACCAUUUCAUAUCACGUUUAUGUCCCUUGUGAAAUAAUUGUCAUUGUCACUCACAAAAGAAAUUGAAAAUUAUUUCACUCAGGACAUAAAGAUGAUAUAAAAUGGAAACUCAUUUAAUAGCAAAUAAGUAUGUCUCAGUUUUAUCUCUAGUUAACAGUGAAGAGUGUUAUUGAGCCUUCAUUACUGUCUCAUAAUUUGUUUUUAAUUUUUAAUAUCAUCUCUAAAACCAACUAUGCCAAUGUUAAUUAAUCUUGAUGUGGACACUCACCAAGUCCUAACCAAAUGUUGCUAUUUCAAAGUUUAUUCUAUCGCCAACAUAAGUUUUCAUUGAUUUAUUUUAUUCUUGGAGCUUUUUUUUUUUCUUCUUUGUAUGAAAUUUGUAAUUACAUGUAUUUGUGCUUUUGACUCAAUUAUUUUAUAGAUAUGGACUGUUAUGCACACUGAACUUAUUUAAAGUGACUAAUCCCAAAUACAUGUAUCAGUGUGAGGAACAAGCAUUAAUUUUAGAUUGAGUAAUACAGCAUGUAGUUAGUUUGUUAAAUCAUGGUGUGAAUCAUGUUAAAUCAUGGUGUGAAUCAUGUAAAACCAUGUUAUGAAUCAUGUUAUAUCAUGUUAAUAAUCAUGCCAAAUCAUUAUGAAUCAUGUUAAAUCAUGUUAUGAAUAACAAAUCUACACUUUCAGUAUUUUUAUAACUUGUUUUCCUCAAACUAUUUUUGCCUAAGAUUUUAGAAUUAACUAACACUAUCUUUUUACACUAUUUAUUAUAUACUCACAAUACACAGCAAAUGUUCUUUGUUCAAGACGUUUGUGCAACUACUUAUAUAUAUGUAUGAAUAAAUGGCAGCUCAGUAAUAAGUACUGCAGUGAAAAUGGUGCCAAAUUUUAUUGUAAAGUUUCUCUCUUUUAAAAGCUAAAUGUUGUCUGUACAGGUAUACAAAGAUUUUCUUUGUGAAUAUUUAAUGUACAUCCCUAUUCUGUUAAGAUUGAAACCCAUUUCUAGUAGUUGGACAGUUGACCCUACUAAAUGUUGCAAUAGGAUAUAUUCUGAAAAGACAAAAAUAUUAAUUUGUCCCUUUUUACCCACAUAUUUCAAUAAAUGUAAAAUCAUGAUGAAUAUUAAUGCAGAACAUCCACAGCUGCAGAUUGAGGAAAAUUAACAUUUGCAUAAACUUACUUUAAAGAGACAUUUUCAGGGUAAGAGAAUAUAAAUACUUAGAAAGUAAAUUCUAGAAACAUUUGUAUGUGGGGUAGCUACUUUUGUUUCAUCUCAUGUUCUUUGCUAUGUUAUGACAUUUUUAUAACAUAAAAUACUCCUGUUUUAUUUUGACUUAAGUCAUUUGAAAAUAUAUUGAAUCAUUAAAUACUUCUUUGUCAACAUAUUUUUUUUAAAUGCUCAUUGUAAUAAUGCCACGGUUGUGUAACAUCAUAUUACAGAUUGUGAUUGAGAACUCUACUCGUACAUCUAUGCAUUGUAACAGAACGCUGUACUGUUGAAGCAGACAUACAUAAGUAGUUCAUGUUUGAAUUCAUCAUACAAACGUGACCAGCAAUUUUCUAAUUUGAUUGUUUGCCAUUAAACAGACUGUCCCGAGUUUGUUGCCAUUGUUAAGAUGUUGCCAACUUACGGUAAUGUUUUAAUUUCGAAAAUUACAUAUUAAGAAAAAUUUUCCUGCAUAAAAUAUCAGAGGCUGAGUUUCUGAUCAUUCUUGUAUCUGUACUAGGUAAAACUUCAUUUUAUUUCCUAAUAUAUAUGUUUGUAUGUACAAAAUUAUUGGGAGACCAGAUCCAAUUUGGACUACUUUUUAACAUUAGGACAACCAGAAACGUGUUGAAUAUAGAGAUACUGACAUUCUUAAAUAGAAACUAUUUAGUAUGUAAGUUUAUUUGUUAAAAUAUUUUAUUAGAAACAUCUUAAAAUGGCAGAAAACUUAAGACAGUCUCUUUAAGCUUGAUUUACUACUUCAGAUGAUUUUAUAUAAAACAGACUGAAACUGUGUUAACAGUAUUGUUAAGAAUCUGGAGUUUGCAACUACUGCUGUUUAUUCAGUUGCUCCAAAAUACCUUUAAGCAUUAUUUUCAAAAUGGUUGUUACAGGAAUUAUGAUCAAACUUCUUUACCUAAUUAAUUUGUAAUAUUUCAAUACAUGUACGUGUAUUAAUCUACAUUAUUUGUUUCUUACUAUUAAAUAUGUAAGACUUAUUUCUUUAAUAUGUGAUCUAUAAUAGGGUAAGGAUUUCUUGUAUUUGAGUUAAGUUAAAGUGUGAACUUGGAAAAUGAGUUAAUUUCAAUUUAACACAGUGGCAGUCCUCUUGCCAAUUGUAAAUUUGUGUAAUGCUCACCAUGUAAAAUUUAAAAUGUGAAUGACUACCUUAUCAUUUUAAGCAGUUGUUGCCUGGUAGUUCAUUUAGUGAACAUUUUUCUUCAAAAAAUAAAACAAAAAACACAGAAAAAACAACAACACUGGUUCUGUAAGCUAGCUGGACUUGCAGUUGAUAUCUCUGGUAGUUCAUUUAGUAAAUAUAUAUAUAUUUUUUUUUUUUUAAAGACAGAUGAAACACACCCGUUAUUGUAAACUAGCUAGACUUGCAGUUAGCCACCUAGCUGGAACUUAUUUGUUUUGUUUGAUCAUCUUACUCACUAAAAAUAGCAGCAGGUAUCUACCAAUGAAAAUUCUUCUGUUUUUGAUUUUUCGCAAGAAGGUAUCAUUGGUAGAUAGUGAGAUUUCUGAUACACCGUACUAAUAGUAUUGAGUUGUCACCUCAUUUCACAAGCAUAAUGUGCACCAAGUGUGUGUAACAGUUACCUGUAUGCUAUGUAGCACCAUUAUAUAGUUUGUGUUAGUCAUCUCAACUAAACUCUGUUAUCUCCACAAGUACACAUGUAAUCUCAUCAUCAGGAAUGAAUCUUUUGAAUUCCUUUGUUUUGUUUUGUUUUUUAUUAUUAUUAAUUAUUAUUAUUAUUAUUAUUAUUAUUAUUAUUAUGAUUAUUCAGGGAAACCAUAUUACAGUUCAUUAGUUUGUACAAAAAAUGUUCAUUAUUAAAACAUUUUUUAUAUCUUAUAUUACUGAUAAAACUAAAAGUUGUUCUGGGAAUAUAUUUACAGUGAGCAGCAUUAAAGACACUAGUUAUUAGGCAGUGUGAAAUAUUUCUGGCUAUUACAGCUGUUUUACCGUUAUAUUACACAUAACAUACAACGUCUUGCUUAUAUCAUUGAUUUUGGAAAAUUCAAUAUCUUUUUGAUUAUCUUGGUGUUUGUAGUAGAUGCAAAUACAUUUUAUGCAAAAGAGAAAGGGUACAUACCUUGGAACCUGGGGUCAGUGACUCUAAGAACAUUCUCUGGUCAAUCAUUUUAUGUUACGCCAAAUGAUUGUUUCUGCAUGAAUGCAGAUUGAUAUUGACUUUUGAAAGUUUCAGUAAUUGUUAACUGAAUUUAGCCGACUUGUCUGAAAACAGUAAUGCUCUUAAUAAUUGAUAGUGUUUGUUUAUUCAUUCCUAAAUUGUGAAUAGAUGAAAAAAGAAAGUGGUGUAAAUUAUAAUGUAAGUAAUGUUUUUACAAGACAGUCCAUACCUUAUUUUCAUAAACCGAAGGAAAUGUUUUAUUUAACGACACACUCAACUUCUUAAAACGAGUGAUGGUACAUGUACAUUGUCAUAUUUCACUGCCACAAAAAGCAGAAUUGGUGUUGAGAGGGAAAAUAAGCAAUAUUGUAAUUUGAUCUUAGAAAACUAGCUGCAUGUAUGUAUAUAAAGAAAGUAGUUUGUUACAUCAGUGCCUAAGCAGUUAAAAUACUGACUGCCUCUUGUUGUUACGGUUGUGAGUGUAAUAGUUGACCUAAAGGAUUCAUUGUUUUAUAUUAUAUGCAUUUAUCACAAAUCACAACUUUUGAAGUGUAAUAUUUUUUGUAUCUAACAAUUUACAUGUUUAUUGUUGGUGGUAUAUAUUAUUUCCUUUUUUUUUCCUUUAUCACCAUUUUUAGAAUGUUUGCUUCAUAUUUGUACUGGAGAUUUUGCUAAACUAUAUUAGAAAUUUGUCUCAAGUCAUUUGCAAAGUAAAUUUAGUGAUAGACA